AUGGCGGACGAGGAGUUAACUGAUAUCAUGGUAGACAUGGAGUUUGGAGAAUUGAUGAAAGACUGGAUAGAAGAUUGGUCAGAUGAUGAAAAUUUAGAUCGUGAAGAUCGGUCAGAGAAUGGGAACGAAUGGGACGAUCUUAAUAUCGAUGAGCUUGAUGAUGAUCAGGAAAACAACUCGGAGCUCUCGAAUGAAGAUUACAUUAGUCAGUUCAUUUCCGAAUGUCAUAAUGCGUACGACUAUUACGGUGAAUCCGACGCGGAGACAGGCCUUAACGACGAAUCAUUAGAUGCACCUGAUUCUGGGGAGUCCGAGUCGUCGGUUAUCAUGAGUGAGGUGACACAAGAUGAUGGUGCAAAGAAUAUGCAAGAUACUGCCAGUGCAGAUGAUAAGAGGGAUAUGUUCAUGCAGAUAAUGGAAAUGACCUUUACGUCUCACGAUGCUGCUUAUGAUUUCUACAACAGCUAUGCUAGAGAUAAUGGUUUCAACAUUAGAAAGAAUAAGGUCAGGUAUAGCAAAACAGAGUCACGUCAUAUGCGUUAUAGGCGGUUUGUUUGUUCAAGACAAGGGAAACGUGACAGCAAGUUGCUAAACGAGGAAGGACACAGCCGUAGGCUCAGAGCUGAGACACGCUGCUUUUGCGAAGCGCACCUGACCGUCAAGCUUGACCAAAAGCGUGGGGUUUGGUAUGUUCAAAGUUUUGAGGACAAGCAUAGCCAUAUGUUGGCAGGACCGGACGAGGAUGAUCUUAGAAAAAUUGACGGCAUGGAGAUUGUAGAAAUUAAGCUGGGAGACGGAUCACAGCAGUACAUCGUGGCCUGGAAGAAUAACCGGAAGCGCCGUUUUUGGGUGGAGUAUACACCAGAAAAUUUGUUGAAGCAAACAAAUGACAUCAGUAAGUGUGCAGUUGAAUAUGUGGACGAUGGUGAAGGCAACAUGAUUGAGGUUAAAGAUCCUAUGAAAGUUUCAAGCAAAGGUGCAACAAAGGCAGAUGAGAGCCGCCCUGUCUCGAAAAAUGGUAGACCACUCUCUUUUGAUGAGUUGAAAACCCGGUGCAGAAAAGUGGAGAAGGAACAAGAGUAG
Triticum dicoccoides is the source of this 1083-nucleotide messenger RNA. RefSeq lists its product as uncharacterized. The record is from RefSeq and is a predicted model, not a curated record. Bases 1 to 1083 code for a protein of 360 amino acids. The transcript is spliced from 7 exons. Lineage: Eukaryota; Viridiplantae; Streptophyta; Magnoliopsida; Poales; Poaceae.